Molecule: messenger RNA, 1143 nt
Organism: Syzygium oleosum
Lineage: Eukaryota; Viridiplantae; Streptophyta; Magnoliopsida; Myrtales; Myrtaceae
Exons: 1
Coding region: 245-997 (250 amino acids)
Molecular function (GO): polysaccharide binding
Source: RefSeq, a predicted model, not a curated record
CUACGCACGUUAAUCGAAUUUGAUAAUAAUUUCGCAGUGCAUUAUUGCCUCGAACGAACACCGGCUCUGACUUUUCAGCCGACCAUUACCAAAUCUCAUACGUCCCAUUAUUGUUGGUCGCUACACCCCAAAUCACUCACCUCCACACAAUGAAGUUUGUAGUCGGACAUUGCUCCUCUCAUCUCCACACUAAACACCCUGAAUUUUGCUGAGUUGAUUCGUGCUCUCUCCUAUUGCAUAAGCCAUGCACAAAGAUCAGCUCCUCCUCCUUCUUCUUCUACUUCUACCUCGGUCUUUUAGUAUUGCCAUUGAAAAUAAUCAGUGCACCACCUCUUGUGGCGAGGUUGCCAACAUAAGCUUCCCGUUUCGGCUAAAGGGCGACCCGACGGUUUGCGGUGAUCCUAAUUAUGAGCUAGCCUGCAUAAAUAACCGCACCGUUCUCGAUUUGUACUCGGGCAAGUACUAUGUACGUUCCAUCGACUAUACCAACUACACGAUUUGGGUUGCUGAUGUCGGGCUACAAAAGGGUGAUUGCUCGUCCCUUCCUCUUCGCUCUUUGUCGUGCCAUAGCUUCUGGCUCCAUCCGAAUUCAUAUGAAUGCGGGGAUUACACGUUCUAUGGUCGAGAGUUAUCCAAGACCGUUUCGAUCGUGAACUGCUCAAAGGCUGUUGCUUCUCAAUUUUACAUUGACACUUUGUCGUGCCUUGAUGGGGUCAAAUUUUCGAAUUUUUCUAGUACAAGAAGGCGAUUAUACGCCAUGGUCGAUGCGAAUGUCUCGUAUGUGGAAACUGCAUGCACUAUAGAGCUUAUGGCAAUGAUACCUGGGUGGGUUGAUGGCGAUGAUCUUCGUUCCUAUGCCCAAAUCCAUGAACAGAUGGUUUAUGGAUUUGAGCUUUCAUGGCUUCCAAUUGUCGCUGAGAUGCAUUGCAAACAUCGUUAUUGGGACAUCAUCGGCAAGCACCAAAUUCGGUGUGGACCCAAAAGUAAGAACUUUUGAGUUUGUUCAGUUUUCUCAGAUAAAAAAAGAACUUUGUGAGGACAUAUCUGGUCAAAAACCUGUAAAAUUUCAUCGACACGUGAAAUUGAGCUCUAGUUAUCGGUAUAUCUUUUCAGAGCCCAUGUGAUUUGAAAAUGCCCAUUAAG